AGCUAUUUAGCCUAAUAACUUCGUCAUUUACUUCAAUAUGACGCGUCCGCUGCUGUUGUUCGGUUGACUUUUCCCAGGCAUGUUCUGCCGCCGGCAGCGACACCUUCCUCUGCCCGGAGCUAGUUGAGCAAUAUGGCAUCAAAACGUAAUAUCCGCUAUAGCCGUGUUUCUGUAGAUGAAGAUAGUGAUUAUGAUGGUAGCAGCCAAAAUCGACAUGACCCAAGAUUUGAUUAUGAACCUAGAACAUACGACAAGAUUCCUUGGAAGUCGAUAUUUCUAGCUAUUUUUUUGCUCCUUCUCGGUUGUUUGCUACUCUUGCUUGCAUUCUUCAUAUUCACUGGUCACAUGGGAGGGGAGCUUUCCCAAGCAUACGGCUUCUUAGGACUAGGAGUUCUUACCUUUGUUCCAGGCUUUUACGAGACUCGGAUUGCAUAUUACUCCUGGAGAGGUACCCAAGGAUACCGUUUUGCCUCAAUUCCCGACUAUUGAGGUUUUCAUUUCUUGAAUACAUACUCUGUUGUGAGGUAGAAGUUCCUCUGAAGAACUUUCAACAUUAUGUUUCUCCUUGUAUGCAUAGAGAACCGAGUGUACAUAUUUAUCAGAUAAUGGAAAAUGGAGUGUUUGAUCUGUUCCUGAUUGAACCUUAUAAUAGCAAGGAAGUGGCCAAGAUUAAAGGACGAUUGGCUUUUUGAUUGCUUAUGCAUUUACAUAAUGUAUCUGACAUGUUGAUUGCCGGUGUAAACAAAUGAAGCUGUGUGGAUCAUAGUGUAGUAAAAGCUUGGUUGAUUAUAUAAAGUUUCUUGCCCGAGCUUUAGAAGAUUAGCUUUAAUUAUGCUUUGAAUCUCCAACAAGCUUUGAUUGACCCUUCAACACGAAUGCAAGUGGACCAGUUCGA
Messenger RNA from Striga asiatica, 895 nucleotides. Lineage: Eukaryota; Viridiplantae; Streptophyta; Magnoliopsida; Lamiales; Orobanchaceae. The record is from the annotation of a GenBank genome assembly.